AUGUCACUUCUUUCGCUAGAAGAUAGCAUCCGUGCAUCUGCCGUCUGCAAGGCAUGGCAUGAAGCCGCUAAAUCUGUUGCGGUUGUUCAGAAGUACCUAUGGGUUGUCUCCAUUCCGUUAUGUGGAAACUCUAUUGAUCUUUUUGAUCCGUUGCAGAGGAAGAAGUACACAAUGAAUCUACCCAAGACAUUUCAUGAAAUCGCUUUCUCUUCUGCCCCUACAUCGGAAACUUCUGUCACGUUAAACCCUAUUUCAGAAUAUAUUGUGGCCAUAGACACUUUCUAUCCUGGAGCAACUGAGUGGAUAACUAAGACGUUUCAAUGCUAUCUUGCUUUUGACCCUAAUAUCCUUAGCAACCUGGUACAUACUAAUAAUCACUUCUACUGCUUCACCUCGGGAGGUGUUUUAUUUGAAUUUGAUCCAGCUUCUCGCACAUUGAAACAAAAAGCAUGGAAGGAUUUUAUAGUCUCUGAAAUUCGUAACAACGAAUUCUCGUAUCAGCCAAAGAAACUUUACUUGAUGGAGCACAAAGGAGUGCUAAUUCUCAUGUAUACAUAUGGCAGUGAGAAACCAGUGGUGUAUAAGUUAGUCUCCUCAAAAUGGGAAGAGAUGAGUAGUACACUAGACGGCUUGACAAUAUUUGCAAGUAUGUGGUGCUCGGAGACUAGAAUGGAUAUUUUAGGGAUGAAGAACAGUGUGUACAUCCUAAAGUACGGCGUACGUAACUACAUGUAA
This is a messenger RNA of Eruca vesicaria subsp. sativa (arugula), 735 nucleotides long. Lineage: Eukaryota; Viridiplantae; Streptophyta; Magnoliopsida; Brassicales; Brassicaceae. The record is from the annotation of a GenBank genome assembly.